This is a messenger RNA of Hibiscus syriacus, 2167 nucleotides long. RefSeq lists its product as uncharacterized. The coding region runs from base 307 to 1623 and encodes 438 amino acids. NCBI's taxonomy places the organism in Eukaryota, Viridiplantae, Streptophyta, Magnoliopsida, Malvales, Malvaceae. The transcript has 6 exons. The record is from RefSeq and is a predicted model, not a curated record.
ACGAGGAGACACAAUUCCCCAUACAGACCCCUUGACUCUCUCUUUCGAUUUCACACAUUACUCCCUUUUCCUCGUUUCCGCCGCGACCGUCGUCUUCCUCCCUGCCCUUCCCCACCAUCCGCCUUUGAAAUUUUCGACGCCCUUCAAAUCUCUCCCUUCUCUCUUUCUUCCUCAGCUCCAUUAUUCUCUAAUCAUUCCAAUCUGCAAUUAUCGAUUUUAUCAUCUAUGCAGUAUUUUCCCUUGAGUUCAUAGCUUGAAUCGGUGUUGCAGCUUCGUAAAAGAUCACUUUUGGGUAUUUGAGUGAUCAUGGGAUCCGCUUGUUGUGUUGCCGCAAGGGACAGAACCAUUCCAAACAGAACAGGACGUGAGACUUCGCAUAGAAAUGUGAGGUGUUCGCCAUCAUGGAGCUUCUGCCGAGAUAAUCGCAGGCGUGUAGCUGGUGAAAUUUAUGAGCCUUCUUAUCAGGUGCCUAAUGGAACUAGUAGAAAUGUCAGCAUGGAGAUAAAGGGGACAUUAGGAUCUGAUAGGGGUAAUCUUUCCGAUCAAGGAAGUCUACAUGAGAUUGAGGCAUAUGGAACACCCACUUCUCAAAAAUCUCCAGUCCGUGAAGAAAUGGGUGAGAAUAUGAUGACCCAUCCUUCAGACAUAUCAAGAGCAAGCAAUUAUUCAGUUGAUGUGAAGAAUUUGGCAGAAUCGCCCGAUAUCAUUGAUUCAUCUACACCAAAGCUUUCAUUUUGUAUACCUUCAUCAUUCUCACCACCAAUAACAGAUACUUUGUCUAGCCAUGCUCAUUUGCUUCCUCCAAACUCAACCCCAUCACAACAGGCUCGCCAUUUACCUGGGCAACAGCUAUUGAGGCAGGUUUCUGAUAGUCGAAUCCUGGGACUGAAGUCACCAAAUAAUUAUUCCAUGUCUGAAGCAAGGUCAUCUUUCGUGCUCUCCAGAUGUAGCAAUGGUUUAACAGCUGGGUCUCAUGGUGGCUCUUCUGAUGGCUGGUCCGUGUGCACUUUUUCAGAGGUUGUGGCCUCUUCUCAAAGAGAAAGGUGGUCUUUUGACAGUGAACACUUAGGCUCUAGUUAUGGCAAGAUAAAUGGAUGUAGCAGCAGAUUUUCAUAUUCUCCGUCCAUAGAUAUGCGAACUUGUGGUGCUUGCUCAAAGCUUUUAGCUGAGAGAUCCGCAUGGAGUAGCAAUGAGAUUUCAGUUGUUUCUGUGCUUGUCUGUGGACAUGUUUAUCAUGCUGAAUGCUUGGAGACAAUGACACUAGAGGCUAACAGAUACGACCCAGCCUGCCCAAUAUGUAUGGUUGGAGAAAAACAGGUCUCAAAGAUGUGCAAGAAAGCUUUAAAAGCUGAAGCAGAGUUGAAGGCAAAACAUCUUAAGUUGUUCAAGAAUAGAGUUAUAGAUAGUUCUGUUGAUGAUUGUUGUGAUGAUAUUGAACACGUAGAAAACACCAAACGAGAAGGAAAAGAUACAAAGUUGGAAUCCAGUUCAAGCCGGAGAAGCUCCUUGGCAAAGCCUUUCUUAAAACGCCACUUCUCGAUUGGGUCUAGGUGGGGUAGAUCACUAUCUGAGAACGACUCUGCUAGAAAGAAGGGGUUUUGGAUAAAAUAUCGAAAAGAUUGAGUUUUCUAUUUUACUGGUAGGAGGUGAGGAGCCCGUCUGUUUCAUCAUAGAAGUUUAUCAGAGUCAGUGAAUAUGCUUAUUACUCAGCUUCUUAAGUUAGAGGCUACCCUUUUCAAGCUAAUACCAUCAACAGAAGUGGCAUAAAAUUUCCAUUGACGCACGUUAUAACUCUAGCCCUGUACAUUUUUUGUUUGCCCAUAGCUUUGGGGCUUUGGGUUGGGUUGGGUUGGGUAGGGCAUGCGUGUGAUAAACUCUGAAUUGGAUCAAAUAUAAAUGCGUAGUUUUGGAAUUUUUGUAGGUAUCAAGAUAUCCUAUGGUGGGUUAGGGUAAUCUAGAAAUGAAGUUAGUUUCUUGAUUUCUGGAGAGCAAGUAAGGUUGUUAUUUGCUUCAGCGGUUGACAGAUAAACUCGAUGAAGCACUGAAUUGAUUAGGAAAAGUAACCACUAAGAACUUUAUUGUACUUGGCCUUUUCAACUUUUCUUUGCUGUAUUUUAUGACAGUUUCGACCAUUAACAGCACAAUAAAUUGUGUACUUGUUGUUCUG